AUGUGCUCCCGGGCAAGUCAUGUGACCCGUGCUGCAAUCUCAUUCCCCUGAAGUGAUUUUUGCGGGGUGAGAGCGUGGCAUGAGAGCACGCAAGAUCACGGCACUCAAAACGGCCACCACAAUCUCACUCAAAAACUGGGAUGUCCUGUUUUUCCCGGGACACCUGGCGGGUAUGCAAAACUUUCCUUCUGACUGGACUCCUAGGCCUCUAAGGGCAGUACUCAACAAUUUGGAACAUGAGAUUUUGGGAAAGAUACAUAGUUGCCAAUUCAUGCCCAAAAACACACUCCAAAGGCACCCAGAGCAUUUUGAGUUGAAAACACUAUUUUAAAGGGAAACUGCUGCAGUCUGUUGACUAACCCACCUUGCUGCAGGAACCAGGGCAGGACAAGCUAUUGCAGUGUAAAUUAAUUUCAAGGUACAGAAGGGGGGAAAGAGCCUAUGAGGAGCCUCAGCCAGUGGGAGAAAAGCAUGAAUAUCUGAAAAGGCUGUGAAGGGGGUCGAUACCACAGCUGCCCAAGUCCUCUCAGAGGGGUGAUUUUUUGCAGAAGGGAAGAAUUGGUUCCAAAAACAUGUCUUGCAAUAUGUUGGAGUGUGGGACAGGGGAGACAUUCUGCUGGUUGCCAUUUUAUGUGUUGUUUGGCUAUUCCGUUUCUAAAUAAUAAAUAGAUAAAUGAAAUUUCAAGCUGCUGAGUACAUUUUUCCAUAAACUGAGGAGAACGAAGCAAGCAGACACCUGCUCACACCAUGGGUCUCCUCUGUCUUCUGCAUGGCCCAAAAUCUGUUCCAUAAGGUUGAGGGACCCUCCAGAGCAGUUCUGAGGGGGCAUGGAAGGGGAGCUGGAGGCAGAAGAAGCAACGGUGCAAACUUGAAUAAAAUAUUGGGGGGGACCUAGGUAAGCCCCACCAUGCAUAAUCAAUCACAUGAUGUGGUGCAUGCACACCAUUUGAACAGCAAUGCCCAUCAACUUGGGGGGGGUCCUCAAAUAUUUUAUUGGGGGAGCCAAAGCCCCCUCGGCCCCUAGGAGUUGGCUCCUAUGGGAAGAAGAGAAACCAGAAGAAGUCCUAUUGUAGAAUAGAUAUAUUGUCUUCACAAUUCAAUCAACAUGAAGUAUUGGAUGGGAAGUAAGAAUUUACAACUAUUGGAGGGAGCAAAAUCGGCUACCAAAAAAAUGGUUAAUAUCAAUAAAUGGGGGGUGAGGCCUAGCACUAAGUAAGGCCUAGCAUGGCCCUUGAGCUUGAGUUGGCUUCUUUGACAGCAUUGUCCUUAUACAGUGGUACCUUGGGUUACAAACACUUCAGGUUACAGACUCCGCUAACCCAGAAGUAGUACCUCAGGUUAAUAACUUUACUUCAGGAUGUGAACAGAAAUCACGCAGUGGCAGCAGGAGGCCCCAUUAGCUAAAGUGGUGCUUCAGGUUAAGAACAGUUUCAGGUUAAGAACGAACCUCCGGAACGAAUUAAGUUCUUAACCAGAGGUACCACUGUAACUUGGGUGUAAGUUCCAUUCACAACAAAAUCAUACUUCACUAAAUUCGCCAGGUUGGAUGGUGCAAACCUAUACAUUCAUACGCAGAAGAAAACCCCACUGGGGUUUCAAUGGGACUUUGAACUCAUUGGUGGUUGAGGUGAACAAGGUGAAUGACAACAGGCCUGACUGCCUGCCAAGUCCACAUAGGAUUGCAGUCUGAGUUUGUUUGUUCCUCUGGAAUCCUUGAUAUCUUUGCAUCACCUUGAGCGCCCUCAAGACCAGAAAAACAAACACCUGUUAAGCUUAACUAACUACCGGUCAAGCCCAGGGAAGCAGCCAAGGAGGCCUGGGAGCUCAUGACCAAGACUUCUGCAUCUUCUGGCUCUUCAACGUGGUUUUGAGGAGAGCAGGGGUGCCGGCAGCUGGAGGAGGAAAGGAAGGGGCCUGAAGCCUAGUUGGUGUACAGUGGUGAAUGGAGCCCAAGGGAUGGAUGCUGAAAGAUAUAAAUGCAUAUCCAUAUGCCACUGGUGAAUACAUUGCUCUGUUUAACUGGCGGGAUGAACAGAAUUAUACCAUGAGCCAAUUACGUGAUGAAAUGUAUUUUUUCCAAGAUUUGGACAGAAGAAAACAGGGUGCGGCGGUUAUGUGGUGAAACACAAUGACUAAUUAGUGUGAACAUGGCUAAAUAAAAACAAAACGGUUUGAGUUUUUGCAAGUGAGAUUCACCCGAACCGUGUAGUUCACACAGCCUUGUUUUUCUCAGCAAUGAAAUCUUUGGGUUUUGAAAAGGUGUCAAACAUGUGAGAGAGAAAAGAGGAAGUUAUUAGCUCCCUGGACCUCAAUUGUUUGUUUAUUUUCACACCUUUCCUUCACACCUUCAGGCCAGUUAGGACGUCACUAACUGGAAAUUUUCUUUUUUUAAGGCACUUCAUAAGAGAAUGGUUAAGGGGAAACUCUGAAGGCCUCAUUGCAACAGAAAUGAAUCCCGAACAGAAACUGUGGGUCACUCGGCAGAGGUCGGGUUGCUUCAAUCAACUCCAGCCUUGGGAUCGGUGAGGUAAUUUUAAUCUGUUUAGCAUUUAAACUUCUGUAUGUUUUAAAGAAGAGUUGUAGAUUUAUUACGAUUUUACUGUUUGAAAACUGCUUUGAGGGGUUUUUUUUACAAUAAAUAAAUAAAAUAAAAGAGAGCUUUAUUUUUACAUUAUGGGUCUUGAGAAGAUAGGAACAUAGAUACCCCACAGGAGAAGGGACUCCUUGGGAUGUCCUAGCCAUUCCAGGAAGGAAGUGAACGAUACAAUGCCUGAGAAAGAGGAGAAGCAUUUUUAUCCUGUACUCAGGGGUCUUCUGUUGAUUCUUGGGCUUCCUAGCUGAUGCUGAAUUGCAAGUCUUCCUUGCUACCAUCUUCCAACUGAGCAUCUUUAUGUAAGGGAGGCUGGGGGAGUAGAUGGGGCUUGGAGCUGCUGCAUGUGAGGCUUGGAGAAGGCUGCAAAGGUAGCCUUUCUGUAUCCCACCAGCUUCCCUAUAGUCCAGCAUUCAGUUGCCUCUUGGAGCUGAGAACUUCAAGGAUAAAGAACAACUGGUCAACCUUCCAGAAGCUCCACUUCAGCUCCUGUUAUCAGAGCCAAAUGGGAAAGGCUGAAGCUCAGUGGUAGAACAUCUGCUCUGCAAGAGGAAGGUCCCAGGAUCAAUUCCUGGCAUCUCCCGGGAAGGCUGGGGGAGAAGCUCACCUGCAACCUUGGAGAGCCACUGCUGCCAGUUUGUGUAGGCAAUACUGGGCUCAAUAUAAGGCAGCUUCCUUAUGUUCCGAUACCAGGACAGAGCAACAGCUGGCAGGGAACAACAUAGGCACAUGAACCUUGCACCAGGCACCAUAUUCAGCUUGAAGACUUCCCACCACUCAGCCAACAGAGAGGUCUAAAGAAGGUAGGUGAGAAAAGCCCCAGGGCUCCUUGCUAACUUCUCCCAAGCUUGUUACUCAGCUAUGUCCCAGCUGGGCUACCUGCCAAGCUGCUUCUUGCCUCCAAGCUACGGAUUAUGCUAGGAAGCUGGAGGAGGGCAAGGGGGCUACCCAACAGUCUGGCCGAAGCCUCAUGCUUUAUUGAGAGAUUCCAGAGCCCUCAGAUGAAUAUUGGGCUUCAAAGAAGUAUGUAGGGGAGAAGAAGGCUAUCGGAAAGCUUGCUCAAAUGCUAGGCUUUUGUUUUCUAUGAAUUGGCUGCGUGGAAGGAGGUAAAUGAAAGUCAGGUGCUCAGCUGUGAAAUUUCUCACCUCACCGUUCAGCAGCAGGCUUUAAACUAGUGGGCCAGGGAAGGUACCUGAAAGCUUACUCUAAGCCUAAGGACUCCUGCUCUCUUGAAGGGGUGCAAGGCUUAUGGGAAGCUGGUGGGGAGGAAGGAAGCUACCCAAAAACCUGUCCCAGCCUGAUCCUCAGCUGGGAGAUGGCAAGGACCCAGCUGAGCACUAGGCUUGCAACAAGCUGGACAAGUGCAAGGGAGUGCUAUAAAAUCCAUGUCAGCUGUAAGAUCCCCUUACACUCAAAAGGGUGUAAGGCUUAUGGGAAGCUGGUGGUGAGGAAGGGAGCUAGCUGAAAGCCAGAGGAAAGCAUGGGGUCUAGCUGAAAGUCUGGCUGGAGCCUCAUGCUCUACUGGGAAACUCCUGAGCUCCCUGAGGAGUGUUGAGCUUUUAAGAAGUAGGUUGGGCAGAAGGUUGCCUACUGUAAAAGCUUGCUCAAAUGUAAUGGUCAGCUAGGACAGACUUUUGGAUAGCUCCCUUCCCAAUGAACUUUCGGCUUCCAGAGAAUUGGCUGAGGUGACUGAAAGUCUACCCCAGCCAGAUGCUCAGCUUAGAAAUUUCUGACCCCUCCAGUUCAGCAGCAGGCUUUAAGGUAGGGAGUACCUGAAAACUUGCUGCAAGCCUAAUGAUCAUUUGGGAGACUCCUGCUCUCUCUAGGAGGAGCGUAAGGCUUUGAGAAGCUCCCUUUCGGAAGGGAGCUACCUGAAAGCUUGCCCCAAGCCUGAUCCUCAGGAGGGUAAUCCCCCAAACCCAGCUAAGCACUAGGCUUAAAACAAGCUGGGUACAAGUAGUUUCUGGAAAAUCCAUCUGCUGUGAGACUCCCUAGCUUUAUGUAAUAGCAGCAGGCUUCAUGAAAUCUGGAAGGGAACAAGGAGGAAAACUGGAGCUCUGCCCCACCUGAUGCUCAGCUGGGAGAUCAUUCAGUAACUAGCUUAGCAUCAGGAUUCAGGGAUGCUGACCCUGGAGCAAAUAGGAAAUCUGAAGCCAGCCCUGUGUGUAAGGUUUUACAGGUGCUGGGGAGCAUCUGGAGUGGUGGGGGGCUGCCUGGAGCCCUGCCGUGAGCCCAGUGCUCAACUGGGGGAUUAUUGACUCCCCCAACUGAAGGCUGGCCUUCAGGUAAGCUGGUGGGGAGCAUCAAGGAAGGGGCUACCUUCUAUUUCUGCACUGAGCCUGGUUCUCAGCUAGGAGAUUCUUGAGCCCCAGCCAGGCGCUAGGAGUCACAAAAGCUGGUAGAGAGCAGCUGGGGGGGAUCUAGAUCCCUCCCAAAGCCUGAUGCUCAGCAAGGAGAUUCUUAAUCACCUACCUAAGUGUUGGGAUUCACAUAAGCUGGGGGAGGGGAGCAGCUGGGGUGGUAGGCUGCCUGGAUGCCUACCCACAUGCUUGCCACAAGCUGAUGCAUCGCUGGGAGAUACAUGACAACGCACUUGAGUGAAAUGCUUCACAAAAGCUAAUAGGGAGCAGCUGGUGGGGCAGCAGCCUGGAUGGCUGGCCAAGGGCCUCAUGCUCCACUGGGAGACUCCUGUCUACCCAGCUUAUUGUUGGCCAUAAGCGUGUGGGAAGCAGCAGAAAAGUGGGGCUACUUGGAUUUUUGCUCAGGCUUGAUGCUCACCUGGGGGAUAAGUUGGUAGGGAGCAGAUGAGAGGCUACCUGGAUGCCUUCUUUGAGCCUGGGAGAUUCUUCACUACCCAGCUGAACAUUAGGAUUUACAAAAGCUGGACGGAGGCUGCCUGGGUGGCUGCUACAAGCCUCGUGCUCAGCUGGGGGGAAUUUUGGCCAUGCAACUGUGUGUCAGGCUUCAUAUAAGCUAGUGGGAAGCAGCCAGAAGAUGGCUGCCCCAAGACUGAUGCUCAGCCAAGAGAUGCAAUCAGAAGGUUCCAGGACUGGCUGGGAACAAAGGGACUGCCUGAGAGCUUGCUCUCACCUUAUGCCCAGCUAGGAGUUCCAUCUGCAGGGAGGAGGGUGGCUGAAAAUCUUCCCCAGCCAAAUGCUUAGCUGGGAGAUUCCUGAAACCACUACCCCCAGAUGAGCAGCAGGGUCUAGCCUGGCAGAGAAUCUUGCCCCAAGCCUAAUGCUCAGUUGGGGAACCCCAAAACCUCUCAGAUUAUCAUCAGGCUUCAAAUAAGCUGCUGGGGAGAUGCAGGAAUCUCUCAAAGCCUGCCCCAUGCUCAUCUGUGGGGCUUGAGCUUCCCAGAUGCACAGGUGGCUUCAGAAAGGCAGCAAUGAAGUGAGGAGGUAUCUCAAAGCCUGUGCAAAAUAAAGCCUGUGUUAAACAGAGUCGCAACCUUCCUGAGCAACAGCAGGCUGCGGAGAAGCCAGCCGGGAGUAGCCAGGGUAUGGGGGAACUGGCUGAGAGCUGGGAGGUUCCAAUGAUGGGUUCCUUGCCAUGUAGGCAGCAGGAGGUGCUAUCUGAAACUCUGGUUCUAGCCUGGUGCUCAACUGGGAGAUUCUUGACUAUCCAGAUGAGCAGCAGGCUUCAUGGGGGCUGCGUGAACAAGGAGUUAUGGGGGGAAAUCUGACCCAGGCCUGAAGCUCUGCCUGGAGACCCCCCAAUUCCUACCAGAAGUGUCUUUGAGGUGCCCAAGUUCUACUCCAUGUUCAGAAAGUAUUCUUUGGAGCAGAAAAAUCUCCAAGCUUUGCUGCACCACAAGCACUGAAGCCCUGGAAUCUCUCUCAAGUGAGUUGCUAUCGAUGAGUGGGCUGAGCUGGUUAGGGCAGAAGGCUUGUCAAAACUCCUAGUUGCAGGGAAAGUUUCAGGAGACCCACUGAAAGACCACUUUCUGGGUUCUGUACCCAGCCCCGGGAUGGUAGAGUAAUCGAGAGGUUUAGCUAAGCAGGAAAAUGCAAUUUGGUAUACCUGAGAAAGGCAGCCCCAAGGAACUGCACACUCCUGGGAGAUGGAAAAGGACCAUAACAGUUUAAACCUAGCAUGAUUCUUAGUGGUUGGAAGCUGAAGUGAGAGCAAGCUAGGUUUGAUCCUCAGGAUAGGAAAGAUGUGUAUUGAACACCAGAACUUUUGAAUUCUCUCCUAGGGAGGUAAGACUUCCAGGGUUACUGUGUGAGAAGCAGACAUAACCAGGACUAGACCAAGAGGGGCUUGUCCCUAGCUUUGGAAGGGUAGUGGGUUUUAGAACAGGCAGAGGCAAACUCGGCCCUCCAGAUGUUUUGGGACUACAACUCCCAUCAUCCCUAGCUAACAGGACCACUGGUCAGGGAUGAUGGGAGUCGUAGUCCCAAAACAUCUGGAGGGCCAAGUUGGCCUAUGCCUGUUUUAGGACAAAGGCAUUUCAGAAAGCUGGAACUGACUGGAUAGGUUAGGGAACUGGGAGCCAUAGCUCCUAGAUUCUGUCGAGGGCUGCUAGCUGGCAGGGGUGGGGUGGGACAACCUCGCUGUGCCUUCAAAAGCAGCUUGAAAAGCUAUGCCUGCUGAACUUCUACCUGCUUCGGAGAUACUAAAGGCACAGGGAACAUGGCAGGAGGAAAGUUCUCCUAUGCUGUAGUUGGCUGAAUUUUAUGUAUUGUAGGGUUGCCUUUUUUGAUUUCAUCAUUUUACUGAUUUGUUGCAUGGUUGAUUUUAAUUUUGUCUAUUUGAUUUACGUACACUGCCUGGAAUAUGCUCUUUUUAUUAUAAACAACUUAGAAGCUAAAUAGUUGAACCUCUGCUUUAUCAGAUAGAAGAAAGUAGCAGGCCAGUGCAUCGUCAUUUAUGGAAUAGGUUAGGCCCACAAACCACCAUCUUUCACAUUUAGAGCUCAAAAACCGUUGCAACUGACUAUACGAACUGACUUGGCUUCAUAUUAUGGCUCGAUUUUAUCUGUUGUGGAUUGUGUCUUGUUGAUUUAAUCAUUUUACUGAGUUGUUGCAUGGUUGGUUUUAAUUUUGUCUAUUUUAUAACAUAUGCUACUGGGAGAAUUAUUAUUUUUUAAAGUUACUCAUAAGCUGAAUAGUUGAACAUCCACUUUUAUCAGUAGGGGGAAAGUAUCAGGUUAAUGUUUCAUCAUUUGUGGAGUAGGUUGGGCCCAUAAACCACCAGCUUCUGAUACCCCGUAGACUAGAUAAUCUUACACAUUUAUAACUCCAAACAAGUUGCAAUUGGCUGUACAAACUGAUUUGGCUUCACCUUCAUAUUAUUACUGCCAGUUAAUGAAGUUCAAAAUCUCAGUUUGCUUGCCUCUCCAUUUUUGUUUCUUCUGUUGACCAGCACUAUUUUAUUGUCCUCUUACCCAGUUUCAGUCAAGUUUGUAUGUGAGGGGGCACUAAGCAGGAUGCAGGACACCUGCAACCUGCCGCUGGUGCUGAACAAAGAGGAAGUGAGAGAAGUCGCACAACUAAAAGGAGGCCUGGAAUUUUGAGAUGUGGGCAAUGCCAGCCAAAAAUGCCACCCGAGAGAGUGAGAAACAUGUGCUGACUCAAGACAUAAGUCUAUUAGUGUUCAAGGAAGCUAUGUCACAUUCACACCAUACAUUUAAAGCACUUUCGUCCCACUGUUUCAUGGCUUCCCCUAAAGAAGCCUGGGCACUGUAGUUUAAGGGUGCUGGGAGCCGUUAGGAGACCCCUCAGAGAGCCACACUUCCCAGCAUUCUUUGGGCAAAGCCAUGACUUUUAAGGUGAUGUAAGAGCACUUUAAGUGGAUGGUGUGGGUGUGACUGUGUUCCGAGGCAAGUGCAUUCAGGAUUGCAGCUAUAGAUCUUGAGCCAGGAUCCAAAUCUUGAUUGCUUCAUCCCACUGGUUUCAGUUAGAUGAAAGGGGCUUAAAUCUAAUGACUUGGUCUCAGAUGGGUGGCGAGUCAGCCAUCAAAGUGGCUAUUACCUUUUCUUUUUCAUCUUACUCUGAACCAAGAUAACUCAGUAGCUAAAGGCUUUCUCACUGUGGCAGGAAAAGCUUCCCCACUUAACUUUCUGGGGGACACCCGAGCGCAGCCCAAAAGCAGGGAAGGAGCUGCCAACCUCAAGUGUAAAUGUAUCUGGUCUAGACACUUGUGAUUUGCAAUCUGUUGAGCAACUGGAAGCUUUGUCAUGGGGCAGGAGUCCAGAAGCACCCUCUUGGCCUAAGGCUCCACACCUCCUAACGGACACAAAUACCUUGUUCUCUUAGAGGUAGUAAACCUAGGUCUCAGAGGUAACACGCAGCUAAUACUCUUUCAUAAAAACAAAACAAAUCCCCACAUUGUUUUUUAAAAGCACUGUUCAUUUUCCACUUGUCAGAACACUGGGGAGGUUAGGAACUUCUUGCCAAGGUGCCAAAUGUGGCCCUCUGUCCAACUUUUAAAACCCUCCCCAGACCUUUCCUUUAGUGUUUUUCCCUGGUUGGAAUAUGCCAAUGAAUUGGGAUAAUGGCUCUUGCUUAUCUGGGUGGGGGAAAUAGAGAGGCAUGUGUGUGCAGAAUUCUGACUUUCCUACAACUAGGAUGUACAAAGGUAAGAAUUGCAUGUGUUUUUCUGUUCACCCUUGUUGCCUUUUUGCCUUUGGUCCUGCCCGCGAAUGAAAUGUGGCCCCUAGAAGCCUGGUUACAAGGGAUGUGGCCCUUUGCUAUAAAUAUUUCUUCCCUUUCCUUUGGGCAUAGGCAGAUGCGGAUUUGCCACCACAGUGACAACUAGACCAAAACGACAGCCUUUCUCCUUACUGCUUUCCCCCAAGCCCCUCACCCCACACUCUCUCACACUCCUUUCCCUUUUGCAUGAAAGGAUCCCCCAUCUAAUGGCUGCAAGAUUCUCUGUUGCCAUAUCUUUCUCUCUGUUUUGUCAACAUACCAUGUAAAAUAAGAAAUUCUCCAGUAUUGUCAUACUGUACGUGAUGAACUUGCAGCCCAAAAGCUGAGGUGGAAUUCACUGAAUAACAGUGCAAAUGCAGCUUAAGGACAGACAUCAGGCAUUCGGCAAUUUUUAAAGAAAACCAACCCAGUGGCGUAGCGUGGGGGUGCAGGGGGAGCCGGCCGCACCGGGCACAACAUCUGGGGGGGCGCGCUCACACUCGCAGCUCUCUGCCCCUCCCUGGCUCACUCACUCUCUCUCACUGCAGUGCUGGCUGUGCGAAUCCGAUCCGAGCCGCUGGGUCGCAGCCCACUGUGGAGGGGGUGGGUGCCAGGCGUGCGGUGCGGUGCGGAGAGAGAGCGAGGGACUAUCUGGGGGAGGGAUAGUGCAGCGGCCGCCCAGCGCAGCGCUGAGCGCGGGAGAGAACCACACCAGACCAGACCAGGCAGCAGCAAGAAGAAGCUGGCAGCGGCGGCAGGUUAGGGGUUAGGGGGCGCAAAUUACUUGCCUUGCCCCGGGUGCUGACAACCCACGCUACGCCGCUGAACCAACCUGCCAGUGGGUGUUGAACAGGGCUGUGUCUAUUCUGCAAAUAAUUCAGCAUCCUAAGCUUUCACUGUUUUUAAAGCAUAGCUGAGAAAAUAAGCCUGAAAGUCAACAGAUAUUUCCUCCCCACCCUCUAACAAAUAGCAGUGAGAUCAAUCAUGGAACCUUCUUCAUUCCAGGUGAGCUUAGCACUUGUCGACAAUGGCAAAAAUAAGAAUGACCUCAGACGUGCCCAAGUGUCUUCAGGUUGAUGCGUCCCUCAAAUAAUGUUUACCAGGCCCCUUACGGGGUUUGAGGCUCUUAUUGUUAAUGCUGGCUCUAAGAGGAAAGGAUUUGUCUUGAGGAUUAAUAAGAUCUUAAUCGAAAUUUGAGCAGGUGUCGUUGCAUGGCUGAGAGGAGGCAGAUAUGAGUGAACAGAGGGAUGAAGCGUAUAUAUCUAUGGUGCUCUAGACCAGAAAAGUCAAUGUCUCCCUGUAUAAGGGAAAACAUAUAGAGAUUAACCUACAGUACCACUGUCACCUAUGGAAGAUAACACAGCACCAACAGGUUGGCUUGAAUGUGGUGCUAGAGGCACUUAUUACCACUCACUGUGUUGUGAUGAAGGCAUAAAUGAGGCGAUGAGAUCCUGCAACUCCCGCUCAGCUCAUGGAAUCAUAGAAUAGCAGAAUUGGAAGGGACACCCAAGCAGCAUCUAUUCAAACUUCUGCAUUGCAGGAACACAAAAACAUCCACAUUUGCUGGACAGCAUACCCUCAACAUGCAUUUCUGUCUUUUUUUUUAUUGCAGCGAGCACCACAGCCCCGACGGUCUUCCCAUUGCCUCCCUGUAGCCAAGACUCCUCUACUGCCUCCCAGGUCUCCAUAGGUUGUCUGGUCUCUGGCUACUUUCCUGAACCGGUCACAGUACGGUGGAAUUCAGGAGCCAUCUCCAGCGGCAUCCGGACUUUCCCUGCAAAAUUGGAUUCAUCCAGAGGCCUCUACACCCUCACCAGCCAGCUCACCGUCCCAACCAGCACCUGGGAAUCAGAGAAGUUCCAAUGCAAUGUCGCCCAUGCAGCUUCCAGCUCCACAAUCAACAAAGACAUUGAGCGUGAGUCUGGCUGGGCCUUUGUUAUCUGCUUCCUCUUUAACCUACAAAUGGAUGGUCGAUCUGGCAAAAGAAAGAAAAGUAAAAUACAAGGGUUGGGAGAGACGGGAAAUGGAUUCAAUAUAUUUGGGUAGUGUUAUUGUCUAGUACCAAGGCAUGUUAAGCGCAGCAGCAGCUCAACGUUGGCUCACAAACGAAAUGUGGGAGACAACUUUGGAGUUGUCUGUUCAGCACUAAAAGUGAUGUUAGGGUUGUGCCAUUUAAGAUUUCAGUCUUGGGGGCUAGGUACAGCAACAUCCAGCGGCAUUUUUUUAAAAAAUACACUUUAGUUUUAAAUUGUUAAAUUUGUGGUGAUUUAUUUUUAAAGUUUAUUUAUUGCUGCUUUAUUCUCAGAGCAAUGUUACCAGCAUGUGUACCACACACAGUGUGUGCUGAUAAUAGUAUUCAUGACCUGCUCCUUUAAACUGCUUGUAUUCACUUGCGCAACCAAUAGUAGGGAAGUAUCUUGGUGAGGCUGAUCAAAACUUUGGGAUUAGUAGGAGAGACAAAAGUGGCGAAUGGCAGAUGAAUUAGUGGCCGCUCACUCUCCAGUCUUCUAUCGAAGUGGGUCCCUCAAGACAUACAUUGAGUAGGAGACAGGUCCCAGACUAGAGAUCACUAAAAUCACAGAGAAGUGGUAUUAAUGCCCCUCACAUAUGGAUGGGUUGAGAAGAUCAAUUUGGUUCAUAUUUCAAGACAAAUAUACAUAAUUCGCAGUACUUGAACCAAAACAUGUCCAUCAUUUCCAACUUACACUUCUUUAAAUUGUGCAAAGCUGUUCAUCAGCCAAGUAAUGUGCACAAAGAAUACAUAUCGUGUGUGAGUGAAUAAUAUAUAAGAAUGUGUUACAUUAGGAGCACUGUUUUACAGGAAUGUUUAUAUUAGGCAAAAUAUCACUCAGAGGUGUGUAUAUUAAGAGAAGUUUGAAUUAAAAUGCAGAUGACUUUUCAUAAGGACUGGUUUGCUGAUUGGUGUGAAAAAAAACUUGAAAAAUAAGCAACUGAGAGGAACCAUAUCUGACAGAUUCACCCAUCUCUGCCUUUCUAUAAUGUAGGAACCUCUGCAAAAUCACCAGUGGCCCCGGAGGUCCGCCUGCUCCAUUCCUCCUGCGAUUCCAAAUCCGGUGGUGCCACCAUUGAGCUGUUCUGCAUUAUCUCCAGCUUCUACCCCAAAACGUUGACGGUGGAAUGGCUGGUAGGUGGGCAAGCCGGGCUCCUGCCUUCAUUCACUGAGCAGCCCAAGAAGGAUGCCCACGGAUACACUUUCAGUACCACAAGCACAGCCAAUGUCAGCCAAGCUGACUGGAAGGCUGGGAAUGUCUACUACUGCCAGGUGUUCCACGAAGCAACACAAACGAAGGUGAAGAGCAAAGCCAAGAUAUGUGAAGGUAAGAGCAGCUGACUAAGUUGGCACUUGAGUUUCCCUCUGUUUUGGUGGGCAUGGACUGGAACGUGAGGGGGAGGGCUGCUUCCAGAUUGCAGCUUCCUCCUACUUCAUUUAUACAUAUAUAGAUAUAGCUGCUUUCAAUUAUGUCCCAUUGAAUUAAGCCUUGAACACAUGACCUUACUAGUAGAGUAGUUGUUUUCCAUUUCUGCUGGAAGCAGGACUCAGGGAAGACAUAGGGGAGUGGACAUCAGAGUGCCCCAGAUGUCCAUGAAAAGUCUUGGCAAAUAUGCUAUCCUCUUCAGGGUCAGGGGAUGUUUUCCAUCCUCUACAACAUGUAGUUUGACUCAAUGGUGUAAACCACCUCCUGGAUAGAACAAUGUAGUCUUGAUAGCAGAAGCUGAUAUUGUAGAAGGGGGUGAUAGGGAACUGUUUGUUCCUGCUCAUUGUUCACAAUGGAAUAUGGAGCUUUUUUAAUUUUAGGACAACCAAGGGCAGCAAACACCAGCUUCAUUCUUUUAAUAUUUGUACCAAGUCUGGAGUUUUUGCUCCCUUUUACUCUGGAGCAAGGAAUGCCCUUGUUAACAGAUUAUUAUUAUUAUUAAUAAUAAUAAUAAUAAUAAUUUAUAUUUGUACCCCGCCCAUCUGACUGGGUUACCCCAGCCACUCUGGGCUGCUUCCAACAAAUAGAAAAGCAUAAUAAAACAUCAAACAUUAAGAACUUCCCUAUACAAGGCUGCCUUCAGACGUAUUCCAAAAGUUGUAUAGUUAUUUAUCUCCUUGACAUCUGAUGGGAAGAAGUGAGAGUCAAAUAGAGAACUAACAUGAAGUUUGUGCCUCCAGAUGCCACCGUCUGCCCUUCCACUGGCAUUGACGUAAGAAUCAUAGUCCCAACUCCAAAAGACCUGUACGUAAACAGCGACCCCAAACUCAUCUGCGUGGUGGAAAACUUGAUAGAUACAGAUGGGCUGAUAAUCACCUGGUCACGGCAGACACCAGGACCUGUUAGCCAAGAACUACUGGAAACAAAAGAAGAGCCUAAUGGAAAGUUCACCGCUACGAAGGCCCUCUCUGCCACAACGUGGCUACAGGGAGAUGAAUUCACCUGCAAAGUGGAAUAUCCAGGCCUGGUUGCUCCCAUCAUUAGGACCAUUGCCAAGACGACAGGUAAGGGGGAAACAGGGCUGGUCUCCCAUCCCAGGGCUGGUGGUUUUGUGUUACAGAAGGAAAACACAACACAACUUGGCAAAUCUGCAGUUUAUGCUAGAGACACAAGUUACAAUUUCAAGCAGUCUGGUGGAGGUCUUGUGCAGGUUUGCUCAAUCAUUCUACUACCCUUGUCUCUGCUCAAAGGUUUUAUGGUGCUAGAAAAACCUGCAAUGCGCUUUUUUAAUAAAAAAAAUCAGAAGGCAACACUGGAACCAAGGAAAGAAAGGCUUGUGUCCACUGCAGGGGCCAAGACGUCUCCCAUUACUCUUUCCACUCUCAUGAAAACCAUUUCAUCUCUAGUUACAGAUCCUUCAAACCCCUGAAUCUGUCUAUUGAUAAUGUUUACCCAACAUUGGUCGAGCUACAUGAAGGAUUGAGCCAGUUCUGAUGAAGGCAGAUCUUUAUGUCCUUGCCCUGGUGGCCCACUCCACAAAUUUAACGAGCCACCAGGGUAACUGCUUCAGGAGCAACUGCGCAGAGCUUGCUCCUUGAAGUUUGCAAGAUUUUCACCUUUCAGCCCCAAGCCAUGCUGCAACUUGAACAUACCAGUACCUUCUCGGGAAAGACUGGGAUUCUGUGUGGGCUGGGUGACUUCUGUAUAUCUGUUGAGAAACUGGGCUGUAUAAAUAUACCUCAUAUCUCUGCUGUCCCAGUUUGUGCUCCUAUUCAUUCAUCCAGCUCAAAGAAGCCCAACACAUGCUAUAGAUCUUCACAUAGAUCUACACACUGAUGGUGACUUCAGCUGAAGGCACUUCAACUCGUUGGCAAUUGAGUAUUUACCCCAGUGUGUCUACUGUACAGACAUAAACUGCUCUUCAAAGAAUCUAACAGAUAAUAUUUAGAGUCAAAUGACAUUAAAAGCCAGGUGGAGCAACUAUUGGGAACAUAUUGCUGUUACGAAGUGCAUAUGAACAGGCCAGAGGUGAGCCACGCUCUCUGCAAUAACCCUGUCUGGAGUACCUAUGUUCAAGAGAACAAAAUCACAGGGACUCUCAUUGUCAACACUGCAUCCACUCAUUUGGUCUAAACUUAACUACUGUUGCCUCUCCUUUUCUCUCACAUAUAUUGUCCCUGAUCUCAAAAAGGAACGGUCCAUGCUCCUGAGGUGUACCUUUUCCGACCCCACCCUGAGGAAAUCCGUACUCGGCCAUCUAUGGUGACCCUCACCUGCCUGAUCACUGGGUUCACCCCAAAGGCAAUUUCUGUCCAGUGGCUGAAGAAUCACAAUGCUAUACCUGACGAUCACCAUGUCAACACCCCAGUCAUGAAGAACAACAACAACCAUUCCUACUUCAUGUACAGCCACAUGAAAAUCGCAUUAACUGACUGGAACAACGGAAAUGCGUUCACCUGCAUGGUUAUCCACGAAGCCCUCCCCAUGAAGUUCACCCAGAGGACCGUGGAGAAAUCCCAGGGUAAAAAAUGAUGACCAUCCCUCCUACGGCAUUGCAACCUCUUCAGCCUCUCCCAGAUUUUCCUCUAGCAUUGUUAGAUAAACCCUGUGUAAAUAAUUUCCAUGCAUGCGUGUUUGGCCUAUGGCUGAAUAAAAAGAGAACCAACUCAGAUAUAUCCCAUGUUGUGGUCAUUUGCAGGAGAAUCGAUGACUAGCGUGAGUUUUGGAAAGCGGGGGGUGGAUUAAUUAAGUGGGUAUUCAUGGUAUUUGGAAGCAAAAUGUAUUCACCAUUAUCAGAGCUAUGCCAUGGGAGGCAGAGGUGCAAACGUCUGAUGUCAGUAUAUGUGUAUUUUAAUGCUCACAACAGGCCCUUGAUAAGUGCCAAAAGUGAGAGGGAUUUGGUCCAAAGACACCAACUGAGCUUCAUCUAGUUGGGUGGUGAUUUGAAUCUGGGUCACAUUCCACCAGGCUCAAGUCCAAUAUCCCAUCAUCUGCUCCACCCUGGCUUCCAUCUAUACAUGUGCAUACACAGGAAGCUGCUCUCCUUUUAACGUCUGGUGCUGAAAACAACAAAUAAGCUGCUAAUUCGCUACUGAGGAAUAUCUCUGUACCAGUCUCUGCCUCCUUCAGCCAACUGCCACCAGGCCUCAGUUCCUCAGGGGUUGAAACCAAUUGACCAUAGCAGAGUUGCUGUGUUCACUGCAUUCCAACAACAUAAUUAUAGCUCAGUGCUCUUUAUAUUUUUUUUAUCUGCCACGCCCCCCCCCCAAAAAAAAAUCAAAGCCCAAAGUUCAUCCAAUAAGUUUGCCUUUUUAGGCACCCAUAUAUAUAGAAGGGAGUCCUGCCCAUAUCAGAAUAUUUUGCAUUGCCUCUCCUUCCUCUGCCUGCUCCAAAUAUUGAUAUAUGGUACAUGACGUAAGAAGCUGGCUCAUUGGUUUGCCUACUCAUAGUAGGCCCACUGAAGUUAAUUGAUAUGUGCAAUUUAGGUUCAUUCGUUUCAAUAGGUCUACGCUGAGUAUGAUUAGCAUUGGGUGCAAGCUAUGCAGCGUUCUCUGUCGCAGAGCGGGAACCUUGUUCCAAUAAGAGGUGCAGAGCUAUCUGUAUGGAGGUGCAAUACAGAGGCCAAUGUCAUCCUGUGGAAAGUUAGUUCAAUGGGGCACAGCAGCAUGAGCAGCAGGGACAGAAAGUAGGCAGAAUUCACCUGGUGCAACAUAUGUGCACACUCCCCGCUUCAACACAUGUAGCUUCCCUUCAUAUCAACUCACCUGGCCUGGAUUUCAGUGACAGGGCAGAAGAAAUGAGACAAUGCAAAACACCUGCAUUGCUUGAAAGCAAAGAAUAGUUUCUGAGAGCCAGCUAUAAUGGGAUGCCAUGGGGGGAGGGCAUUUUGAGGGGGCAACCCACAGUUUGCUGGGGCUGCAUUUCAGGUCACCGCACAAGGCAGCAGAAUGUGUGUAAACCCCUUAUGCCCUGCUACGCCCUCUUCCAGGUCAAAACACAGCGAGUGUUUACACAGCCGCAUGUGCCUUGAAUGUGCACAAAAUGGUUGUUGUGUAUAUAGGGAGAGGUUUUCUCCCUUAGCGCUCUCCACGGUUACAAUAGAAGCACCAUAGGGAAAGGUUAUUUUAAUCCAGAACCACAUAAAAAAAUAACCCCCCCUUGCACCAGGAUCCUGACAAAAAAAUGGCCUUCAAAGUGGCUAUUAACUGUUAAAAAGAAUCAGAAGAAAUUUCAUUUGACACCUUUAGCAUCACAUCAGUAAGACAUGGGGGGUGGGGAGGAUAAUAAUAAACCUAGUUUGACCCUGAACUUGAGAUGGGUGAGCAAACUGAGCCAAGCCUGGCUAGAUGAGUACACAAGUCAGAUGGAGCCAUGAGAAAGAAUCAAAUUUACAGAAUAUUCAGGCCAUAAUAAUGGAUUGUUCAUAUAUUAUUGGGUGGGUUAUGAGAAAUAAAAGGUCCAAUCAAGACACAUAUGUACACAAUGCAAAAAGGCAGAGCGAGGAUAUGUUUUCCAAAAUGAUAGUCAGGGAUCCCCUCAGAACCAUCCCAUCAAAUACGAAAGAGCAAAAUCUCUGACAUUUUACAAAAUCGGAGAAGGGAGAAAAUGGAACUUUCAAGUACACUUUUCCCCAGUCACCCCUCCUUUUGGAAACCAGACACAACAUCUCCACUAAGUCACUCUUGUCCUAGUUAUGCUGCAAGGGUCCAGCCUCAGCCAUCACACACAAACUCCCUACCCACACCUGCUCCCUGGUUACUCCUUGAGUCAGUGUUAACAGUACUUAAUGUACUGGUUAGUGUUUGUUUUGGUGCUUAGAACUCCAGAUUCAAAUCCCUCCUCAGCCAUGAAGCUCACUGCGUGGCCUUUCUGGACAUCCCUCAGAAAACGAGUUAAUUUAAGACUGUGCUAAAACAUGCCCACCUCCUCAUUUAUUGAGGAUUAUUCCAUCCAGCCAUCUUCUGUGACUCACUGAAACUGUCAAGACUAGGAUGUAUUUUGUCAUGUGGUGAAACGGUUAACCAACUGUUUUGAACACCUCUGAACAUUGCUAUUCCUCAUUGAUUUAUUACCUGAAAAAAAUGGAAGGCAAAUAGCAUUCUGCAGAUGAAUUGAAACACAUUGCACAACAGGUUCAUCCUAAACAAACUGAUGAGAAUUAGAUGAACUGGUACUUUAGGCAGAGUGUCGGAAAAGAGAGAAGGGGAGAGAGAGCGAGAGAGAGAGAAGUGUUGCAACAGAGUGAAGUUACUCUGUAGGACAAGGCACAAACAUUACGUGGGGUGAACAGAGAGAGUUCCCAAAGAGCCAACACCAAGCCACUAUUGCAAAAUUUAGAUAAUAUUAAUUGUUAUAUAGGCCACAGGUGAUCUUGCAGGUAUAUAGUUAGUGCAUCAUGGAUUUUGUAGUCUAUGUUAGACUGUACGAAAUAGAAGGAAUAAUAUUAGUAGUACAUAAUUCGGCAUAAUUCUAUAUGUACAAUUAGAUAUUAGUGGUGGGUGAAGGGAUGGCUGAAGUUAUGGGAUAUUUUAUGUUGAACACUGGAAAUGACGUCUCUCUCUCUCCCCCUCACAGAGGUGGCUGUGUCAACAAUUGAUGAUUACAGCGAUGAAAAAGAGGAGGAAAUGGAUCGUCUCUGGGUCACCAUCUUUGUUUUCUUCAUUCUCUUCCUCCUCAGUGUUUCUUACAGUGCCACCAUUACACUGUUCAAAGUGAGUAGAGAGGAACGUCUGUUAUAUGUCUACAUUUGAAUCUUACGAUGUGGAGUGACAGAGGCAGCAGAAACACCACUGGGAUGGAGGGUGGGAAGCAAAGGAUAAGGCUGAAAUAUUUGUACUCUUUAUUGUAAAUUAGUGAAUGGUUCUGUGAAGGACUCGGCACAUACCUUUACAUAUCCUUGAUGCCAAAUAGUCCAUUAGAUACCCCAUUAAAAUCAGAUGACUGGGAUGAAGGAAAAUAUUUGACUUGCUGAUCUGCAAGAGAAGUUUAGGGAUAGGAAGAUGCUGGAGAUGCAAUGGUUGAGGGUACAUUCUUCCAUAUGUGGUGGACCUGUAAAAGGUUAAAAGCGUAUUGGGAAAUAAUCCACAAUGAAUUGAAAAAAAUGUUUAGAAGUACUUCCCUCCCCCCCCCCCAAAAAAACAACAACCAGAGUCCUUUUUGUUGGGGAUAAUUCAGACGGAAAUUCCCAGGUGUCAGAAAAGGUUGUUUAUGUAUGCCACCACUGCAGCCUAUGUUUUGUUAGCCCCAAAAUGGAAAACGAGUGAGGUCCCAGCUAAAGAAGAAUGGCAACUUAAACUGAUGGAAUAAACGCAGCUUGUGGACCUAACAUAUAGAAUAAGAGAACAAGAAGAACAUAUGUUUAAAGAAGAUUGGGAAAUGUUUAUUGAAUGUAUGGGGGGAAUUUUGUACACUUGAGAAAGUUGGCAGCAUUAAGAUAAAUUCAACAGUGUAAACAAAUUUUGUUGGAUAUAAUAAUGGAAUACUGGAUGGUUUAGUUUAUGUAAAAUAUGCAGGGAUUUAUAAUAUGCAAAAAGAACCAUGGAAAGAGAAGAAAGGAAGUCAUUGGCAUUUUAAGGUUGUUUAAAUGAAUAUUCUAAAGUGUAAAACAAAAAAUUUAAUUAAAAAUAUAUUUAAAAAUGGGAUAGGAAGAUGCAGAAGGAUGGCAAGGAAUGAUGUUAGUAUACAGUGCCAAAAGAAAGUACUUAUUCACACAGCAUAGCUAAGCUAUUGAAUUUGUUCCUACAAGAGGUAGUGAUGGCCCCAGACUUUGAUGGCUUUAGAAAUGAUCACACAAAUUCCUGGAGGAGGAAGGCUAUCAAUGGCUACCAACCUCAAUGGCUAGGUUCCACCUUCAUUGCUCAAGACAGUGUUCCUCUCAGUACCAGUUGCAUUCAAAUCCUGCCUUUGGGCUUUCCACUACAGCAUCUGGUUGGCCACUGUGGGAGCAGGAGGCCAGACUGCAUGGACACUCUUUGACCAGAUCCAGCAGGGUUCUUCUAUGUUCUUACACUUUCUUGUAAGCUGGUGGUUUAUAAAUAAAUAAGUAAAUAUAAGGAAUAAGUACAGGGUAAGUAAUAAUACAUCAUACAACUUGCAACCUGUGACUGGCAGGAAACAGGGAGGACAAAACCACGAAUGACAAAUAGAACAUGCAGAUCUUUCUUCUUCCACACGCACUUCUGUUCUGUGUCUUCCUUUCUCCUCACUCUCAUUCCUUUCUGCAGGUAAAAUGGCUCUUCUCCACUGUGGUGGUCCUGAAAAAGCAGCCAGCAGGCCCUGACUAUAAGAAUGUGCACCAAUGA
Messenger RNA from Podarcis lilfordi (Lilford's wall lizard), 19963 nucleotides. The record is from the annotation of a GenBank genome assembly. Lineage: Eukaryota; Metazoa; Chordata; Lepidosauria; Squamata; Lacertidae.